AUAUUGUUGAUAUCUGCUCCCAAAAGAAAUAAAGGGGAAAAGAAUUUAUAUAUUUCUCUUUUCUUUCUCUUUCUUUAUUCUCUGUUUUAUAUAUAUUCAAAAGAAAAUGGGUUAUUGUAAUCGAUGUGGUGAUAUUAUCAAUGGUACAAAAUGUAGAAAAUGUGGUGGAAAACCUGUUGAAUCUCUUGCCAAAGGUACAAAUGAUCCUAAAGCAUCUGUUGUAGAUCGUUGGCAGAAUCAGUAUGCUAGUAGUAUUUUAUCUGGACCUGAACCAAUGAUCAGUUCAAGUACUCCUCUCAAUAAGAGAUAUUCAAUGGCUAGUUAUGCUUCAAGUUAUAGAACAAGAACUCCAUCAUUAUCUGUACAACCAAAAACUUGUAUUUUAUGCCAUAAAGCUGUACCACUCGGAACUCAACUUGGAAAAGGUGAUUACUGCUAUGAAUGCCGGACAAAGAUAUUUGAUAAAUCUUCAUCAUCAUCAUCAUCAUCACCAAAUACAGAUACAACUCAAACUCAAUGUGUGGUAUGCUCUCAACCUAUCAAUCCAAAUUUACCUAAUAUCCAUCAUCAAGGUCGUACAUGGCAUCCAGAUUGUGUCCGUUGUCAUACGUGUCUUAAACCUUUACCUGAUCCAACAGCUCUUGAUUUACAAGGCAAUUCAAGAUGUCUUUCAUGCCAACAAAAUCAACAAUCAAUGACAUCCCCUACUUCUACUGUUGGAAGUAGUAUUGGGUCUGCAAGCCGUUUUAGUCCUAUUACACGUUCUACACGUAAUGAAAGCUUUGGAAGCGCAACAACUAUUAGUACUUAUGGUGAUAAUGAUGACAACACCUUUUCUCUCAAAAAGAAAUCAGUCGACGGUAUCUCUGCCCUGCCUCGUUUGGAGUCUCAACUUUUCCGCCACUAUCAAAAAUCAGUAAGUCAACAACAACAUUCUGAUUCAUCUGUACCCAAAACUACUAGUCCUUCACCAAUUGUUCGUCCAUUAUCUUCUCAAUCAUCUUCACCAUCACUCUCUUCUUCUUAUAUGCCUUCCAAGUUAUCAACUUCGUCCUCUACUGAUCAAAAGGGACAACAACAACAACAACAACUUCGUCAACGUCGAUCAUCAUUAGCUGGGGACAAACCAUCAUCCAAGAAAAAAACUUGUCGGAAAUGUACUCAAGGUUUCAAUGGUUUUUCCCGUAUUCGUCUUCCUACACCUACUGGUAAUAUUUGGUAUUAUCAUUAUAACUGUUUGACUUGUGCAGCUUGUGAUGGUCAUUUUGACCAACCUGAUUAUGUAUGUGAUGGUAAAGAUGUCUUUCAUUUGCACUGUCGAGCUCCUUCACCACCUCAAUCUGUGUCUCCAUUGUCACCUUUAUCUCCAACAACCUCUUCUGGUUCAACAACUGAUAUCAUAUCACCAUCGUCAUCACCCAUUCCUUCAGCAACAAAAUCAUCAUCAAAUCUUCAAACAAGACAACGUCGUUUAUCAUCAACACCUCUCUUACCUACGGAAUAUCAAUGUCAUACCUGCCAUCUUCCUAUUGAAGAUAAAUGUUUGAAAAAUGGAACUAGAUUUUUCCAUCCCAAGUGUUUUAUUUGUUUCUCUUGUCAUGAAAAUCUACCAUCAGAUAAACCAUUUUAUGAUAUUCAACAGGAAGCUCAUUGUGAAGAAUGUACAAGACAAAUUAUUAAGACUGGAUCACGUUCAAAUAUAUACAAUAACAAAACAGAAAAAACUAAUAAUAAUAGACCAACAUGUACAACAUCAUCAUCAGCAUCAUCAUCUAUAAGGUCUUCAAUUUCACCAUUAUCUCCCUCCAUGUCUUCACCUUUGUUCGCAGACAAUAAUGAAAAAGCGGAGACACCUUCACAUAUUUGGAUGCAUCGAACGAGAGCCUUACCAAAACUUGGAGGAAGUAAAAUCUGUGCUGGUUGUCAUAAGAGCAUUGCUGUCAUGGAGGAUACACCUGGACCAAAAGCAAGUCGAUGGCACAAGAAAUGUUUGAAAUGUACUGGAUGUAAGAAACAAUUGGAUUCAAGUGUUAAAAAAUUGACUGUGGUGAAUGAUAAAUGGUUGGUGCAUUGUAGUGAUUGUUCUGACAAGAAUCCAAGACCACAUUAUGUUAGAUAGACAUUUCUUUUUUUUUACCAUCCAUCCCUAUAUAGUGAUAUGAUUUACUCCACUUU
This is a messenger RNA of Halteromyces radiatus, 2175 nucleotides long. RefSeq lists its product as uncharacterized. Gene Ontology annotation, cellular component: nucleus; Z disc. The coding region runs from base 107 to 2119 and encodes 670 amino acids. The record is from RefSeq and is a predicted model, not a curated record. NCBI's taxonomy places the organism in Eukaryota, Fungi, Mucoromycota, Mucoromycetes, Mucorales, Cunninghamellaceae. The transcript is spliced from 6 exons. Gene Ontology annotation, molecular function: transcription coregulator activity.